Sporothrix schenckii 1099-18 is the source of this 2364-nucleotide messenger RNA. RefSeq names its product high affinity methionine permease. Gene Ontology annotation, biological process: amino acid transmembrane transport. The record is from RefSeq and is a predicted model, not a curated record. The transcript has a single exon. Gene Ontology annotation, molecular function: L-amino acid transmembrane transporter activity. Gene Ontology annotation, cellular component: membrane. NCBI's taxonomy places the organism in Eukaryota, Fungi, Ascomycota, Sordariomycetes, Ophiostomatales, Ophiostomataceae. Bases 1 to 2364 code for a protein of 787 amino acids.
AUGGCGCCAUCUCAGUUAAAUACGUCAUCGCCCCGGUCCCUUGGCUUGAUCAAUGAUGCCAUAUCUUCUGCUGCCUCGCCUCUGCAGGCCAGCUUCCAACUAAGCUGUCGUUCACCGGUCCGGCCCACACACGAUAUCGGCACUAGCGCCGGUACUAGCGUAUCAGGCGGAGCGGGAGCAGCCGGCUCCCGUCCGCACCGAGGAAGCGCUCGGCAUGCACUUUCCUUAUCGCCUAACAACACAGUCGCAUCGGCCUUUCUAGUACCGCCGCUACGGCAGUUCGGACCGCUACCAUCGCCGUCAAGACGGACGUGGCCCACAUUACCAGGGGAUGGGAGCAGUCGGGACACUGUUGUCGAUGAAGACGACGAUGCCGAUGACCUCGACACUGUGAAUGACCGCUCGUGGUUUCUACCAAGAUCACCACCCACACCCGGAGUUGCGCCUUUCAACCGUUUCUCUCACGCCCACGCCCGCGAUGACGACGACACAAAACUGGGCGUCGUAUCGGCCGUCAGCAUCAUCGUCGGCAAGACCAUUGGCGUCGGUGCCUAUUCCGUGCCGUCGGCCAUUUUCGAAGGCGUGGGCUCGGUCGGCAUGGCCUUGCUCGUCUGGGCUGUCGGCAGCCUGAUUUCGUUUUGCGGCCUCGCCGUCUAUCUGGACCUGGGCACGGCCCUUCCCCGCAGCGGCGGCGAGCGCGUGUACCUGGAGCGCAUCUUCCGCCGGCCGCGCAUGCUGGCCACGUGCAUGUUCAUGGCCUAUGUCGUGCUGCUCGGCUUCUCCACGCCGAACGCCAUAGUGCUCGGCGAGUACGCCCUCUACGCCCUGGGUGUGCCCGUGAACCGCUGGAAUGUGCGCGCCAUUGCCGUCGUGUCGGUGACGGUGCUGUGCUCCGUGCACGCGUGGCAGCCGCGUCUGGGUCUGAAGCUGAUCAACGUCCUGGGCGCCGUCAAGAUGCUGAUGCUCGUGGUCGUUGUCAUAUCGGGGGUCGCAGGGGGGAUAAUGGGUGUGGGGUCGGAUCCGGCUCGUACAACAACGACAACGAAUUCUACCGCUGCCGCCACAGGCAUAGUGACGGGCCGCCAACUUGACGCCGGCAUCAGCACGGCCCGUCGUAACUUCCAGGACAUUUGGGCUGGCUCGUCGUCGCAGCCCUACGACUAUGCAACUGCCCUCCUCAAAGUCAUCUACUGUUUCCGCGGCUACAGCACCGCCAACCAGGUGCUGUCCGACGUCCGCGACCCUGUACGCACUCUGCGCGUGGCUGCACCGCUGGCUCUCGUCCUUGUGUCGCUGUCGUAUCUGGCCGUCAACGUCGCCUUUUUUCUCGUCGUCGACAAGGACGCCUUCCGGUCGGCCGGAGUCGUGGUGGCCGGCGUCUUUUUCCGCAACCUCUUUGGCGACGGCGUUGGCGCACGAGUGCUGCCCAUUUUUGUCAUCAUUUCGGCCGCAGGUAACAUUGCCGCGACGUCGUUUGCGCAGGCCCGAGUCAACGAGGAGCUGGCCAAGGAUGGCCUGUUGCCGUUUGCUUCGUUUUGGCGGUCGGGCGAUAAGAAGGACAAGAAGGUGGUGAUGGACACGAUGGGGACAACGGGGACGAUGGGGACGAUGGGGACGAUGGGGACGAUGGGGACGAUGGGGACGAUGGGGACGAUGGGGACAACCACCAAUCCAACGCCCUCCCGUGGCUUGUUGCUGCACUGGCUUGUGUCCGUGCUGGUCAUCGUCGUACCGCCGCCCGGCAAGAUAUACAACUUUUUGGUCGACAUUGGCGGCUACCCCGUAUCCGUUAUCAGCGUGGCCAUCGCGGCCGGGUUGCUGUACCUGCACACCACGCCAUCAGAGCGCUGGGUGUCGCCGUGGCCGGCGCCGCGCCUGGCCAUUAUCGUCUUCGCCACCAGCAAUUGCUUGCUGCUCGUCUUGCCGUGGAUCCCACCCGUCGGUGGACGCGGCGAGAGCGAACGCUUUGCGUCGUAUGCGUAUCCGAUGACGGCCCUUGCUGUUAUUGCCAGUGGUGCGUUGUUCUGGCUGUGGUGGCGGUACCGAGGGCUGGGCCGCAUCUCUGCUGAAGCGUCGUCGGUCGGUACAAGGAGAAGGCAUGACAGCAGAACAUCAAGGAACUCACCGCCUGGCUGGGACCGCAUGAAGUUUGGCAUGUCCAAGGUCGGUGUUCGGGAUAGCAGCAGUGAAGGCAGCAGCAGCAGUAGCAGCAGCCCAAAGGCGGAAGAGGACGGUGACGAUGACGGAGACCGUUCGGUUCAUGGUCCUCUGCUCGAGGACAACGACACUGGUUCAUCACAGCCAGUCAACACCUCAACCACGAUCCGAAGGAGGGCGCCUUGUGGGUGUCCGUCGCUGCACUAA